AUGGGUGAGCGCUCAGAAGAGCAAGGGAGUCCUCUGGGGUCUGGGGGUGGUCAGCUCUCUGGGCCCCCAGGAACAGGAGGCUUGGUGGGAGGCUCCCUGGCCAACGGUAGCCUCCUCCUCCCUCCAAGUGCCAGCCAGGCAGGCCCAGAGCCUGCAGUUAAACAAACACCUUACGGAGGUGACUGCAAGUUUGGGGCGAGGAGUGGGCGGGAGGGCAGGGGGCUGAGACAAAGAUGUGGUUAUGGAAAUCGAGAUUUUCACAGCCCACUUCAGCUGGGAACUUUGGGGGAAUGCAUCUAA
Rangifer tarandus platyrhynchus (Svalbard reindeer) is the source of this 300-nucleotide messenger RNA. The record is from the annotation of a GenBank genome assembly. Lineage: Eukaryota; Metazoa; Chordata; Mammalia; Artiodactyla; Cervidae.